Hydractinia symbiolongicarpus is the source of this 1222-nucleotide messenger RNA. Its product is annotated as ragulator complex protein LAMTOR5 homolog. Lineage: Eukaryota; Metazoa; Cnidaria; Hydrozoa; Anthoathecata; Hydractiniidae. Gene Ontology annotation, biological process: positive regulation of TORC1 signaling; cellular response to amino acid stimulus. Gene Ontology annotation, molecular function: guanyl-nucleotide exchange factor activity. Gene Ontology annotation, cellular component: Ragulator complex; cytoplasm; lysosome. The record is from RefSeq and is a predicted model, not a curated record. The coding region runs from base 778 to 1017 and encodes 79 amino acids. The transcript is spliced from 4 exons.
UUAAAAUUAUCCAUAGAAAUUAAAACGCAGAUACUUGCAGCUCUCAUGUUUGUCUUACAGACAGAUAGCGAGCAUUAUAAUAUACAUAACAACUUCACACUACAAAUUCUACAUCACACCAGUUAAUUGUCUUGUGAAAGUCAUUCUGACAUUUUGUUUUAGUCAUUUGUUCAAAGAGUUAUUUAAAAAGCUUUCAUCUAUCUGCAUUCAAAUUAUGUUAAUGACAGUAACCAAAAAAGAUAUUUAAGCAUCAACCACUUUUUAUGCACCAUUUUUCAUGUGUGACAUGCAUUGAUGCUUUUUCUAGACAAUUUAACUUUUUUUGAUUUGGUCAUAUUUUUCUAUCUAAAACACACAUUUAUACAGAAUAUAUGUUUUGAACUUGUAUCGCCAAGCCACAAAACACCUUGCUAUGCUUCUUAUCAUAGUAUGAACUCAAAGUGCAAGCGUUAGGUGCAACCUGUUCAUAUUACAUUAUUAUAUUUGAUUUUGUACUGUUGUGCACUAUAAAUGGUAUAAUUUCAAAUGAAAACAAGUGCUUGCUGCACAAUAUAACAAAUACCGCAAACAUCCAUUAACCAAAAAAAAGUUUUUUACAACUAAGGUUAAAGGUUAACCUCAAAGUGAUUGAGUAAUUUAUUAUUCUUUCUUCAUGUAAAAAUUUGGUUUAUUUGGUUUAUAACUAUUAACCUUUGGAAUGGGGAUGUGUUAUUGGUAAUGUAACUGUUAAUUUUAUCGCUUAACAUCAGAAGUCUAUGUUGGGUUAAAACUACUGGUAUGAAAGAGACUUCAGUAUCUGGUGUGAUUUGUGCUGAUCUGCAUGGACUACCACUGGCAGCUAAAGGUAUAGCUGAUACAUCCACUGCAGGUGCAAUCUCUUCAAUUGCACUACAAGCGUCAAAACUAUUUCCAAACUUAAACGAAACACCUGUUAUCAGUAUAGAGGGAGAAUCAAGUGAUCUGUUGAUACGGCAGGAAGACAAGAUAGUUUUAGGAAUAUACAAAAGCAGAGUUUGAUCCUUUUAUUCAUAAAAUUUCAUUUCUAAAUAUAUAAUUUUUCUUUUCUAUUUUCUACCAAUUAUAUGAAUAUAAGUAAAAGAAAAGUAAGUUCUGUACCACAUCACUUUGUUUAUUAAAGUCACGUGUUUGUAACUAUUCAAUCCAAUUUUUGUAUUUUUAAUUUAUUCUUAGAGUUACAUAUAAUAAAUAAAGGUAUCAUGUG